AUUUGUUUCGCGAUCAAUGACAGAAGAAUAAAUUCAGAAGUAGAAAAACAAGUUUUUAAAAUUUAUUAAAAAUAUUUUCGAUAAAUGAUCUGAAUAUGACUGAUAAACAAUUAAUCUCAAAAUUAGCCAAUGUUCCUUUACAGAGACCUGGAUUUGAUGCUUUAGACAUGUCAGCGCCUGUAUUAGUACAGAUGAAUUCUGCUGGACAGUGGGAAAACCGUAAGCCGGAUUGUUUAGACGAAGAACGUUUGAGAGCAGUGGUUCAACAUUUAGUCAAGUCUAGAGCAGUUUCAGCCGCUCAAAGUUAUUGUGGACAGUGUAAUUCAGAAAAGAUGAAUGUUGGUGGAUCUAAUUACAUUCCUGUUAUUAUGAUGCCCAUCUAUGGAGCUGAUGAAUGUCCAUUUGAUAUGGACUGUGAGAUUAAAAAAAAUCAAGACACAGAAAAGAAACCGACAAAAAAAGAAAAAUCCCCACACGAUAUGGCAAAGGAAUCUGAUAAAGAAAAGGAUAAGAAAAAGCCUGCCAAGAGGAGAGUUAUGCAAAGACUUACAAACUUUGAUCUAUUGUCGCAGUGGUAGUUUGUUUUUGUAAAAAUAACAAAAUUGGUGGUUGUUGAUAACAA
Molecule: messenger RNA, 622 nt
Organism: Leptidea sinapis
Lineage: Eukaryota; Metazoa; Arthropoda; Insecta; Lepidoptera; Pieridae
Exons: 3
Coding region: 96-578 (160 amino acids)
Source: RefSeq, a predicted model, not a curated record